AUGGCUGCUUUGGAGAAUAUGGAUGCUGCUAUGCAAGCCACUACAGCAGCAUUUGGGCAACAGAUGAAUCAUGGUAAUGGGAGAAAUGGCGGAAAUGGAAAUCAGGGCUUGAUGACGCUCGUAAUGGAGCGAGAAUUACAAGCGCAACUGGUGCCUAAGGAUCAGUGCAUUGAAUUCGCAACUUAUCAGCAUACGAGGGAAGCACUGCAUUGGUGGCAGGGGAUACGACGCCUGCUACAGCAGGGCGAUGAUCCUAUAUCCUGGGAUGCCUUUCAAGUGGAAUUUUACAAAAAGUACUUUCCGAACUCAGUCGGGACGGCAAAGGAACUUGAAUUACUGCAGCUGAAGCAUGGUGCAAUGGUGCUUCUGGAGACUUUGAGGAGUAGAAGUGCAUUAAGUUUUAAAGAGGACUCUGGAGUGAUAUCCUCAGUGGGACCAAUAGAGAUCAGGACUUUCUCAGAACUUGUGAACAAGAGUCGAGUUGAUGAAGAAUGUGUGAGGAAGGCUGCUAUGGUCGAGAAUGAUCAUCAGGAAUUCCACCACAGGGAGCACAACUAA
Messenger RNA from Arachis stenosperma, 558 nucleotides. RefSeq lists its product as uncharacterized. The record is from RefSeq and is a predicted model, not a curated record. Bases 1 to 558 code for a protein of 185 amino acids. The transcript has 3 exons. Lineage: Eukaryota; Viridiplantae; Streptophyta; Magnoliopsida; Fabales; Fabaceae.